AUGUCUCUGCGCAACUUCUCCGUCAUCCGCCUCGUUGCGCUGGUCGCAAUCGUAUCGCAUCUACUCAUCACCCUCGUGGACGCCCACGGCUACGUAACCGCGCCCGCCUCGCGCGCUUACUUUUGCAAGACCGGACAGGCCAAAGACUGCGGCGAGAUCCAGUACGAGCCCCAGUCCGUCGAGGCUCCAAAGGGCCUCCCCUUCGCCCGCAGCGGCGGUGCCAAUCUCUGCUCAGCCGGUCUGAGCCAGUUUGCCCAACUCGAUCGCCAGGGUGCCAAGGUCUGGCCCACCACAAAGGCCGCCGACGUCCACUCUUUUUCAUGGACUUUCACCGCACAGCACGCCACCACCAACUUUCGCUACUUUAUCACGCGCCCGGACUGGGACGCUUCCUCCACCAGGGGUCUGACCGCCAACGACCUCGAGUCCGACCCGUUCCUCACCGUCGCCAUGAACGGCAAGGCUCCCCCCGCCACCAUGAAGCACGACCUCUCCAAAAGCAUGCCCACACGCACCGGCCAUCACAUUGUGUACGCCGUAUGGACCGUCGACAACACCGCCAACGCAUUCUACCAGUGCAUCGACCUCGACUUUGGCGGGUCCAACUCCAACUCCAACUUUCCCGACGUCGCCUCUCCCUCGACUACCAAGCCCGCCGCCGCUGCCGCAGCCUCUUCUUCUUCUGCUAGCUCUUCUUCCACGAGCAGCGCAUCCGACUCCAACUCGGCGGCAACCAACUCCAACUCCACCGCGGCUGCAUCCAGCGCAUCCACUCCCAAGCCUGCCUCGGCCUCCAACACGGACCACCGCAGCCACGCGGCCAAGUCCAAGUCGUGCCGCCUCAAGAAACGCCGCCAACCCAACUCGUCCGCGCUCGCUGCACGCGCCGACUUGCGUCGCCCGCCGAUGCGCAUGCUCAAAAAGCGAUCCUCCUGA
Moesziomyces antarcticus is the source of this 936-nucleotide messenger RNA. RefSeq names its product chitin-binding protein. The record is from RefSeq and is a predicted model, not a curated record. The coding region runs from base 1 to 936 and encodes 311 amino acids. Lineage: Eukaryota; Fungi; Basidiomycota; Ustilaginomycetes; Ustilaginales; Ustilaginaceae. The transcript has a single exon.